Molecule: messenger RNA, 1808 nt
Organism: Benincasa hispida (wax gourd)
Lineage: Eukaryota; Viridiplantae; Streptophyta; Magnoliopsida; Cucurbitales; Cucurbitaceae
Product: Homeodomain-like superfamily protein
Molecular function (GO): DNA binding; DNA-binding transcription factor activity
Source: RefSeq, a predicted model, not a curated record
UCAAUUCUGAGUUCGUUGUUCCUCCAUUAAUGGCGGUUUAAAGCUCCAAAAUUUCACGUGGGUCAUUGCCCUCCAAUAAAACAAUUUUGAAAUAUUGUUCUAAAAGCUUUUUUAAAAAAUCGAGUUCUUCAAAUUCACUUUUUUUGCUUAGAAAUUUGUUUAUAAGAUUUUAAGAAUUUUCAAAUGAGAAAAAAAAAGGUUUAAAAAUCAAUCACAUGGCAAGUAGACUGCAGGUUGCCUUUCUGAUUUAGCCUUUUACCCACGCUCAUUACAGACUCAUACUGACAAAGACAGAAGAAAGAGAAAAAAAUAAAAAAGGAAAAAAAAAUUGGGACAGAGACACUACGCAGAAACAUCGCUGUCUAAUUUCUCACUAUUUUUUUUUAAUUAAUUUGAUUUUUUUUUCUUUUUUCUGCGAAUUAUUUCUUGAUUGCUUGACCCAUUUUCGGGGCUCCGACCCAAAAGGGUAGUUUAAGUUAAUUGAGUGAAUUUUUUGUUUGUUCCUUUUGUUCUCACAUUUUUUCGUUUUGUUAUUUGAUUUUUUUUCCCACUCGCCGGAGCAAAAAUGCUCUCUGGGUUUUCACAGGAACCGGCCGGAAUGUACUCCGCCAUUCCGGCGCUGCCGAUGGACGGCGGCGGUGGUAAGUUUCAGGGUUCUUUAGAUGGAACGAAUCUUCCUGGCGACGCUUGUUUGGUUCUCACGUCGGAUCCGAAGCCGCGCCUCCGCUGGACGGCGGAGCUCCAUGAACGAUUCGUUGACGCCGUCACUCAGCUCGGCGGCCCCGACAAGGCAACUCCAAAAACAAUUAUGAGAACAAUGGGAGUAAAAGGUCUCACCCUUUAUCACUUAAAAUCACACCUCCAGAAAUAUCGGCUUGGGAAGCAAUCGUUCAAGGAAUCGACUGAGAACUCAAAGGAUGCUUCUUGCAUUGCAGAAAGUCAAGAAACAAGUUCCUCUUCGUCGCCAUCGUCGAGAAUAAUGACACAGGACCUGAAUGACGGUUUCCAAGUCACAGAGGCUUUACGAGUGCAAAUGGAGGUUCAAAGAAGGCUGCACGAGCAGCUGGAGGUGCAGCGUCAUCUUCAACUUCGCAUUGAAGCACAAGGAAAAUACUUGCAGUCGAUACUCGAGCGGGCUUGUCAAGCAUUAAGUGAUCAGGCUGCAGCGUCUGCCGGACUCGAAGCUGCCAGAGAAGAGCUCUCUGAACUUGCAAUCAAAGUCUCCAAUGACUCUAAAGAGAUGGCACCAUUGGAGACUCAAAAAGUGCUUCCUUUUUCAGAACUUGCUGCUGCUCUAGAAAAUCGAAAGGCUCCUACCGUUAUGCCUCGGAUAGGCGAUUGCUCAAUGGAUAGCUGCCUGACAUCAGCUGGAAGCCCGGUUUCGCCGAUUGGAGUAGGAUCAACUGCCACCGCAAUGAAGAGACCGAGACCAGUAUUUAGUCACGGAGAUUCAAUGGCUCUCGAGGGCAAUGCCCGGCACGAUGUCGAAUGGAUGAUGAGUAAUAUUGGAUGAAACAUAGGACUCUCUUUCUAAAAGUCCAGCCUUUUCUUCUGAUCUAUUUGCUCACUUCUUUUUUCUUUUUCUUUUUUCUAGCUCAUCCAAAUGUGUUUACAUCUUUAACGAAGUAUUAUACAAUCUAUUUUCUGGUUUGUAUAUUCUUUAUAAUCAGACCCCUCUGAUCUGCAUUAGAGAUUGAUCUUCUUUUGCUUUUGGAAAUGUGAAAGUUUCCAUAUGAAUGUUCCCUUUGUACAAUCAAAUCACAAAAGAAACAAAGUGCUAUUGACCAACUUUUGAGAUGAUGCCAAAA